Blepharisma stoltei is the source of this 573-nucleotide messenger RNA. The record is from the annotation of a GenBank genome assembly. Lineage: Eukaryota; Ciliophora; Heterotrichea; Heterotrichida; Blepharismidae.
AUGGAAUCCAAAGACCACACUAUCAAAGAACUCUCCAGGAUUCUUGGCAGCAGAAAAACUCUCUAUGAUUAUUUUAAAGGCAGGCAGCAUUUUUUACUUCCAGACUACAAAAUAAUAAGCCUAGACUAUCUUUACAAGCUUAUGUCAGGUGAAAAGCUUGCAUUGUCUCUUUCAGACGUUAAGUCAUGCUUAUCUUCAGAUAAAAUAAGUUUAUCCCGAGAAAGAAUGCAAAAAUACUGUUUAUCUCACGAAAUUAUCAAUAAAUAUAUGCCAGAAACUCCUGUUGACAAAGAUUUUAUUAUAAAAGUAAUAGCUGCUCUUGAUAAUGAAUAUUACAACAAAAUAUUUGAAAUGUCCAAAAGCAAAUAUAUGAGCAAGGAAAAAAAUAUGAGGAGGCUAAGGCAGAUUAAAGUAAUAAAACUAUGCCCGGAAUUCGGGAGAAUUUUAUUUUUGAUACCAAAUAUGGUUAAAUCUGAUGAAUACACAAUUGCCCCUACAAUUGAUGAGAUUGAUAAUGAUACUUUUCAGUCCCCAGAAGAAAAUCUAACUGACGACAUGAAGAGAAAAGAAUAA